Messenger RNA from Trypanosoma cruzi, 2586 nucleotides. RefSeq names its product trans-sialidase, putative. Lineage: Eukaryota; Euglenozoa; Kinetoplastea; Trypanosomatida; Trypanosomatidae. Gene Ontology annotation, molecular function: exo-alpha-sialidase activity. The coding region runs from base 1 to 2586 and encodes 861 amino acids. The transcript has a single exon. The record is from RefSeq and is a predicted model, not a curated record.
AUGCUCUCACGUGUUGCUGCUGUGGAGGCACCCCGCACACACAACCGUCGCCGCGUGACCGGAUCCAGCGGGAGGAGGAGGGAAGGAGGAGAGAGUGAGCCGCAGAGGCCCAACAUGUCCCGGCAUCUCUUCUACUCUGCGGUGCUCCUUCUCGUCGUGAUGGUGUGCUGCGGCAGUGGUGCUGCGGGAGUUGCGGGGGAGUCAUCUGUAUCAACGUUUAAAUGGAGGGGCAUCAAUGAGAGUGAAACUGUGGACUCGUUGGGUGUUCCCAGCCUUCUAAAAGUGGGGAAUGACGUGUUUGCCGUUGCCGAGGCGCAGUGCAAAAAGAAGAAGGAUGGUGAUGUCAGUUUUACUGGCGUUGCAUCCCAACUUCUCACGAAAAAAACUGCUAAGACACCGGUGGAAGUUCUGGAAAAACCCGAAGAUGGGACACAAGUACUGGAGGAAGGUACUUCCGAAGGUCAAAAGAAGAAAGUGGAUGUGAGCCGACCAACAACUGCUGUGAAGGGAAGUGAUAUUUACAUGCUUGUUGGACAGUACGGCAGUAAAGAUUGUCAGAACAGUGGUGCAGGUGGCUGUGAACUUUUGCUGGUGAAAGGGAGCGUCAGUGGUGGGGGUACAAGUAACAAGAAAAUUGACUGGAAAGUUACUGAAAGUUCCCCGCAAAGACUUUUUGACACACAGCCCGAUUCCUGGACAAGGCUGAUUGGAAGCGGUGGAUCGGGUGUUGAGAUGAAGGAUGAGACUCUUGUGUUCCCAGUGGAAGGCACGAAGAAGGCGGCGGGCACUGAAGAGGGUGUGAAGACUGUCUCACUGAUCAUACAGUCGAAGGAUACUACGAAUUGGACGCUGUCGAAGGGGAUGUCUGACGGUGGCUGCAGCGAUCCCUCCGUCGUGGAGUGGGAGGAGGGAAAACUCAUGAUGAUGACUGCGUGUGGUGAUGGCCCUCGCAGGGUGUACGAGAUCGGUGACAUGGGGGAGUCGUGGACGGAGGCCCUCGGGACACUUUCGCGCGUGUGGGGCAGCAACAAAAAGGGCGUAAGUGGCGUUAGAAGCGGGUUCAUCACAGCGACUGUUGGAAAUGAUGGUGAUAAGAGGAAUGUGAUGCUCGUCACUCUGCCGGUGUAUGCCGGGGAAGGCAAAGAAAAGGGCAAACUCCAUCUUUGGCUGACGGACAAUACGCACAUUGUUGAUAUUGGGCCGGUAUCCGGAGAAGAUGACGCUGCCGCCAGCUCCCUGUUGUACAACAGUGGUGAAAACACUGAUGAGAGGGAGGGGAAGUUGAUUGCACUGUACGAGAAGAAGAAGGGCAGUGAGCAAGCAUCACCCGGUAUGGUCUCUGUGCUUCUGACAGAGCAGCUGAAGCGUGUGAAGGAUGUGCUGGCGACGUGGAAGGAGGUGGACGGCCGUGUCUCCCAGCUGUGCACCUCAUUAAUUGCUCAGAAGGAUCGUGCCUCAACUGACGAUGUCUGCGGCGCUGUAAAGAUCACGGCUGGGCUGGUUGGCUUUUUGUCGGGCAAUUUUUCUGAUGGCAUAUGGAGGGACGAGUACCUCGGCGUGAACGCCACAGUAACGAAAGAAGGGGCGGAGCAGGUAGAAAAGGGUGUGAAGUUCACUGGGCGUGGCGCAGGGGCGGAGUGGCCUGUUGGCAAGCAGGGGGAGAAUCAGCUGUACCACUUUGCGAACUACAACUUCACUCUUGUGGCGACGGCGUCCAUCGACAAAAUGCCGAAGGAGGGAAACACCCCCAUUCCUUUGAUGGGUGUGAAGAUGAAUGGCGAUGAAAAUAAUGUGCUGCUGGGACUGUCGUACGACAGCGAAAGGAAGUGGCAUGUACUGUGCGGUGACGGAAAAACUGAGGAGCUCAGCAGCACGUGGGAGACACAGACACAGUACCAGUUGGCCAUUGUGCUACAGAACGGCACCCAGGGCUCCGUGUACGUCGAUGGUCAGCGAGUGGGGAAUGAAGAAUGUGCAUUGAGAAAUGGUGAGUCGAACGAGAUCUCCCACUUCUACAUUGGAGGGGAUGGAGAAAACGCAGACAAAGAAGGCGUGUCUGUGACUGUGACGAACGUCCUGCUGUACAACCGCCCGUUGAGUGAAGAUGAGAUCGCCGCCUUCAACCCGAAUAAAGCUCCUACUCCAUCUCUGGUGGACGCGUCUAUUGAAGGAGGCGCGAUUCAGCCUUCUGGUGGCGGACGACCGGAGGAACCGACAGAGUCGUUGGGGAGCAGUGGUGUGAACGGUGUAUCCGCAUCAACAGUGUCCAGUGCCAAGACUUCCUCAGGAGGAGAGGAGUCCGCAACCCAGUUGGUUUCGGAAGAAUCUUCCGAUGGAACUCAAACUGUGGGUGGCGGUUCUUUUUCUGAUGGCGAGCCAACGGUGGAGACAAGAGAAGGAGGAACGGAUGGGCGAGAGAAGGAGGGGAUCCACGCACAGAACGGGGACGUAAAGGCUGCGGCCCUCAGCAGCAGUCUCGGAAAUGUGUCGCAGGGGAAUAACAGCGAUGCCGGCACCAUGUGUGAGAGCGGACUGCUGCCAUCGCUGCUUCUACUGUUGGGACUGUGGGGGUUCGCGGCUCUGUGA